Molecule: messenger RNA, 4497 nt
Organism: Aspergillus affinis
Lineage: Eukaryota; Fungi; Ascomycota; Eurotiomycetes; Eurotiales; Aspergillaceae
Product: LipA and NB-ARC domain protein
Exons: 4
Coding region: 1-4497 (1498 amino acids)
Molecular function (GO): ADP binding
Source: RefSeq, a predicted model, not a curated record
AUGACCUCCCUCGCAGCCCGGGUCAAGCAGUAUGGCUUGACCCAGGUUUACUGCUCCCCCGAGAAGCCCCAGGUCGACAUCGUCUUGGUCCACGGUCUGAACGGUCAUCCGUACAAGUCCUGGGCUACCGACUCGGGCGUCUUCUGGCCAGCGGACCUGCUGCCUGAGGUGCUGGAGACCAGCCGAGUGAGGAUCCUGACGUACGGAUACAACGCAAACGUAACCGCCUUCACGGAUGGCGCCUCCAAAGAUCGCAUCUUGAACCAUGCCGAAACCCUGGCUUCGGGCCUGGCAGCUAACCGAAAUCUUCGAGCAUGUUCAGAUCGCCCCAUUAUCUUCGUCUGCCAUUCCCUCGGGGGUUUGGUCGUCAAGCGCGCGCUAAUCUAUUGCCGCAACGUGUCAAAUGAGAAGAUCGAGCACCUUCGGUCGAUCUUCGUAUCCACGUACGGUAUCCUGUUCCUGGGGACCCCUCACAACGGAUCGGACGUUGCCAAAUGGGGCCUCCUGCUGCAGAACAUUUGCAGCGCUGUCCUACCCAGGAAGUUCUUCGAUUCGUCGCCUCAUAUGGUUAAAACCCUGCGUUCGAAUAACGAGACUUUGCAAAACAUCAACAGUCUUUUCGUGGAGAUCAUGAGUCGCUUCCAUAUCUACUUCUUCCAUGAGACCCUGCCGACGGAUGUCAAGGGAACUCGGGAGGUGAUUGUAGAUGAAAGCUCAGCUGCCCCCCAGAUGGAAGGGGUGGAACGCAUGGGCAUCGAGUCGGACCAUCGACAUAUGUGUAAGUUCGAGGAUGACGGCGCCCCAGGAUACGAGGCGGUGGCAGAAGCUCUCCUGCGGUAUUCGCGUGACGCCCCUCACACGAUCAUUGAUCGAUGGUCUGAGGAGGAGGAAACUCGCCGAGUGAUGAAACGGACCAAGGUCAGGGAACUCUUCAGUCAAGAAAGGAUGGACUCGCCACCAAUGGGAGGAAGUGAACCGGAUCUUCGUGCAAUCGGUAGGACUGAUUUCCUUCCUGCGUCUUCACCUUCUGUGACUUUGCGAGAUUAUGAGAUCGAGGAGCCCUCAGAGGCAUCCUAUGCCAGUAACUCUGUUGUAUCCCACGACAAACACUUGCCUCCAGCAGAAGGCCGACAGUCUCCAGUGUCCGAGCUCGCUGGCAGUACGGAUCUGUCCUUGUCCAAGUUAAUGAAGAAGGAGCCUCUCUUCGUGGUGCCCCCGGGAUUUCAUCCAAACUCGACCUUUAUAGGAAUGCUGAAAGAGCUGGAAAUCCUCCACACGCGAUUGUUCAAGGCCAAGAAGCGAUCAAGUGGUCUGUCGUCCGUUCUGGUCUCUGGGGUGCCCGGCUCCGGAAAGACUCACAUAACACGGGAGUAUGUGUGGCGUUACCGAGAGGACUAUCCUGGCGGUAUCUUCUGGGUCGACGCCAAAUCCCUCCAGUCCAUCUAUAAAUGCUUCUGGGACAUUGCGGUGGCCGCGGCACUGACAGACAGCGAAGACUUCCCGGAAUUAGACGAUAAGAUCACUCAGAAAUACGUGGAGUUGGUUCGCACAUGGUUUCAAGGCCGUGAGGGCUGGCUGCUGAUCUUCGAUGGGCUCUCAUUUGAUCAUGAGAACGACCUCAACCACUUCAAGCAGUUCAUGCCAUUCAACAAGCAGUGUAGCAUCAUAUACACCUCAGUUGAUAGGACAUUGCGCAAGAAACAGCGACUGUUCGAGCCAUAUUGUCUGCAGAUGAACCCAUUUCAGGUUGAGGAUGCCUGUAAGCUUCUAUUCAAAGAUCUCGGGAUCAAGAGGCCGUCUCCCGAACAGGCCCGCAAAGCCAUCGAAAUCGUCAACCACUAUGAGUGUCUUCCUUUGGCGAUUCAUGCCAUUAGCCACCGCCUCAGUGCAACCUCAAAGCCCAUUGAGCGCUAUCAUCUCGAUUCCCACCUGACCGAUGAGAAGUUGGCGGAGCCGUUCCUCGGCAUCAUGCAUGACCUUUACCGCACGAAUCACUUCGAAGCUUUGAAUCUCAUCAACCUUCUGUCAUUUUUUGGCCAUCAGGUUCCUAUCGGCAUGAUCAACCUGGGAAAACAGGCCCUAGAACUCUGGCACGUUGACAUAUACGGCUCGAGUAGACCUGGGGACUCUGGGGACAUUGACACAACGCUGGGGACCCUGAUUCGUUAUGGGCUGAUAGAACGAACAUCGGACGCCUAUGCCUUGCAAGCAAAAGCCUUGUCUCCCCGUUCCGAGAAGGAUGACAUCCUCGACAUCAAGGCAGUGGCUCCAGAGUUGUCGGAAUCGCAGACGGAGAGUAGCCAGGAAGCCUUCUUUUCCAUCUACCAGAACUCCGGAUCCAUCGAUAUGCUCAAAAUCCAUAGCGUGGUCCAAGGAUUUUGUCGAGACGAGUUGAAGAUCAGGGACAAGGAGAUGAGGAAUAUGAUAAACCCAUCCGCCGAUACAGGAAGGCCGGCGGCCGGCUACUACAACUCGUGGCUGGUGGUUGCGAUCCGCGUUUUCAUCCUCUCCUAUGAGAACGCACAAAAGCGAAUGAAUCAAACUGACGAUUAUGGCCUGGCUAAGGAUUAUCGAGAAUAUGAGACCCAUGCUUCCGUGUUGGCCAACAAUUUCCCACGAAGGCUGGUGAACGAACCGGGCAUCGUGCAAGAGGCCCGACGAGAUCUCAAGCAUGUCAUGAGAAGUAUCAGCAAGGAGAUUGAACGGGUCUCUCCAAGCUCCUCGCAAGAGUCCAUUCGCAAGUAUCGCUCCGUCUUUGACCACUCCAGUAGUUCCUCUUCCUCUAUCCCCGACUCCGUAGGAGAGGGUGGACUGAGCCGCCACUUCACAUGGGAUCUGAAUGAAAUGACACCGCCGCCGGUGGAAUCGCCGAAGGAGAUGAGCCCGCCUUCCACUCACUUCAACUUGGAUCCUUUCGUCCCGCAUAUCUACCGAGAAACAAACGCGGCUAAGGACAUCGGGUAUGAAAUGGAUGCAGAAGGCACGAAGCCAAUGACUCGUGGAUCGCCGGCACUAUCGCAGUUGAGUCAUUCGACGGCAAAACCAAGAUCGGAGCAGGCAUCAAGUCCUCCGCAGCAAUUCGACGACCACGGUUGGCAUGUAGUGGAAAAGACACCCAAGCCCAAGCCAAGCAAGGGGAAAUUCCCCAAAAGACCUCGGUUCCCCCGGAAUAUCCGUGGUCCAAAGCUGGCAGCGCCCGUUCUCGAGUUGUUUUCUGUCGAAGGGAGGAGUGCAUCGACCGGCAUCGUGGAAAGAACCCGAACUAGUUCGCUGGUAUCUGCUUCCGAAUCCCUCUCCGCCGUGCAUCACGCGAGCCCUCCAUAUUCUCAGCAAGAAGUCCCAAGGCUGGUAGAUGAGCGGCCGUUGAUCAAUGACGAGAAUGCACCGACCUAUGCUACCGUGGCAGCCAUGCGUGCACAUGAGUUGAGCACCUCCGCAAAACAGCGAUCCUCUUCUAGUCCUGGCGGGAAAACUCGUCCGACGUUUCUCGGACUUCAGAGCAAAUCCUCCGAGGAUUCAUUUGCCAGCGCCAUUCAAGUUUCAGCUUUUGCCUCCGAGUUCAAAACCGACCACAUGAACCAAUCCACAUACAGUGAGCCGGAACAGGGACAUCUCACACAGCAGCUGCACGCUUUGGACUUGAACAUGGCCCAAGGGUCGCGAUACCAGGCCCGGCAUUUAUCAACAGUCAGAGCGGUUGGUCCUACCGGAGACAUGUCCGCAAGCACGCCUUCCAUUGUCACUUAUGUCCCAGCGCUGCCGUAUGAAAGUAAUAUUGAGGUUACCCACGCGCGUCGCCAGAGUGCGGUAGCAAGACCACCAUCCGCUGGCCAGCCGGCGACCAACGUGAGUCCAUUGUCCCAUCCGUCUGCGUUUAUGCCCGGUGUUUCGCCGCCACCAUCUACCAAGGUCACCGAGAUAUCUGUUGGGGGUUAUGCCUCUGAUCCAGCCCUGGAGCCAAUGACACGAGGUCCGUCUGCACAGUCGCAUCAGUCGUGGGCGACAGACCCAAUUCGCCUUCCGCGAUUCUCGCCGAUGCCUACCAAUAUCAACCAAGUUAUGCCGCAUCCGCACGCCGUUUCGGGGACCGGAAGUUGGAUUGGGGACAUGCCGUCAUAUCAGUCUCCGCCGCCACUGGCGCCCUCAUUCCAGCCGGAACCGGGCUACGCCGCACAACACCAACUGCGAGCAAUCAACCCCCUGAGUCACCCCAUGGUAGGCAUGGACCGUGGUUGGGAAUACCGGGAGCCUCAACCUCUGUUCUUUGGCACCCAUAAAGUCGGCGUUCGUGAGGCUCGUCAAAGAAUAGGAGCAUUCCCAGCCUACGGGGCCCCAGCGAUGCCAGGACACCUUGCACCGUUGAGCAUGUACCAUCCGAACUUGUCAGGACCGCUCAUUCCACAUGAGUUGCAGAUGCAGCCUCAGGAACUGCCGCCGACUGUGCGAGGACGGAGUGGCAGCUCCCCUGCCCAUCCUGCAUUCGAUCGAUUUGGUUGA